AUGGAAUGCUAUUGUGAUAUACAUUUACAAAAUGAUGAUGAAUAUUUAUUGGAUGAUAAGAAUACUCAACCAUUAUUACAGAAUUUCGAAAUAAAUGUUGAUAAACAAUGUUCGAUAUGUAAAUAUCGUUUACCAUCUGAAACAAUUCAUACAAAACCGAAUGGUCCGAAAAUAUGGUCAAAUGAAAAUGGCUUCACAAAUCAUACAGAAAUUAAUACAAUUAUACCAAAAUAUACAACAAAUCAUAGACCAUUUACACCAAAUUCAUCACGAGAUAGUGGUGAUUCCACGUUUUUACUAAAUGAAAUAGAUAUUUCAUCUCCGGACGAUUACAAAGAGUAUCAUUGUCAUCAUACACCUAAAGAAAGAUCACAAAAAUGGGUGUUCAGGCGGUUAUUAUUAACUUCAAUUUUAUGCUUUGUAUUUAUGAUAGCAGAAUUAGUAGGUGGCUAUAUUGCUGACAGUUUAGCAUUAAUGGUGGAUUCUGCACAUAUGUUAAUAGACGUACUUGGAUGUUUUAUGGCAUUAUCAGCCAUAUUUAUUGGUAAAAAGAAACCUACCAAAAAAUAUUCAUUUGGAUAUUAUCGUGCAGAAUUAAUUGGUGCGUUAAUUAGUGUUUUAUUUAUUUGGGGUUUAACUGGUAUUUUUGUAUUUUGCGCAAUUAAAAGAGUUAUUACCAAUGAAUAUGAAAUACAAAGUCUAACAAUGCUUAUUGUAUCAAUAAUUGGUCUUAUUGUUAACAUAUUUCAAGUAAUUAUACUUCAUGGAUUAUGUAGCACAACAAACGACACUUCGCAUACUCAUAUAGAACAUGGACAUGGACAUUCGCAUAAUAUAAAUUUAAGAGCUGCAAUGUUACAUGUAAUUGGAGAUUUUUGUCAAAGUAUUGGAAUUGUUGUUGCUGCAAUAAUUAUAAUGUUUUAUCCUCAUUUACAAAUUGUCGAUCCAAUUUGUACAUUUAUAUUUUCAAUAAUAGUUUUAUUUACAACGCGCACAGUAUUUCAAGAUACAUUAAACGCAUUAAUGGAAGGUUUUCCAUUAACAUUAAAUCAUGACCAAAUAUUUGCAUCAUUAAUUCGAAUACCUGAUGUUAAACAUAUACAUAAUUUACAAGCUUGGACAUUAACUAUGGGUGUGCAUAAUUUAGCUGUACAUUUAGCUGUUGAUAAAUCAGCAGAUAAAGAAGCCAUUUUAAAGACAGCAACAGUAUUGUUAAGGACUGAAUAUAACAUUCAUCAUUCAACCAUACAAGUUGAAACAUACAAUGAACUUGUUAUGUUAAACUGCCAGAAUUGUCGCGUACCAGACGAUUAACAUUUGGCCAAUGUUUUAAUUUGAGUAGAAUUCAUUUUUAUUUAUAAAACUUUAAGUAGCAAAAUGAUUAUAUAUAAUAAUCGAUUACUAUCCGAAGUCAACAAACUUGGUACAAUUAUCUUUAGUAAAAGUUACCAAUUUUUUGUUAAUGUGAUUUUUUUCAUAA
This is a messenger RNA of Chrysoperla carnea, 1480 nucleotides long. Its product is annotated as zinc transporter 2-like. The transcript is spliced from 7 exons. Gene Ontology annotation, biological process: zinc ion transmembrane transport; response to zinc ion. The record is from RefSeq and is a predicted model, not a curated record. The coding region runs from base 1 to 1314 and encodes 437 amino acids. Gene Ontology annotation, molecular function: zinc ion transmembrane transporter activity. Lineage: Eukaryota; Metazoa; Arthropoda; Insecta; Neuroptera; Chrysopidae. Gene Ontology annotation, cellular component: plasma membrane.